Molecule: messenger RNA, 927 nt
Organism: Nematolebias whitei (Rio pearlfish)
Lineage: Eukaryota; Metazoa; Chordata; Actinopteri; Cyprinodontiformes; Rivulidae
Gene: lasp1
Product: LIM and SH3 protein 1
Exons: 7
Coding region: 1-684 (227 amino acids)
Cellular component (GO): focal adhesion
Molecular function (GO): actin filament binding
Source: RefSeq, a predicted model, not a curated record
AUGAAUCCAGCAUGUGGAAGAUGCAAAAAACCAGUUUAUCCAACAGAAAAAAUAAACUGCCUUGAUAAGUAUUGGCACAAAGGUUGUUUCAGCUGCGAGGUCUGCAAGAUGGCUCUGAGUAUGACCAACUACAAAGGCUUUGAGAAGAAACCCUACUGCACUAUGCACUAUCCUAAAACCUCCUUCACCAUCGUGGCCGACACUCCUGAGAACUUACGUCUGAAGCAACAGAGCGUGCUCAACAGCCAGGCUCUGUACAAGGAGGAGUUUGAGAAGAACAAGGGGAAAGGUUUCAGCGUGGUGGCCGACACCCCGGAGAUGCAGAGACUGAAGAAGACUCAGGACCAGAUCAGUAACAUAAAGUACCACGAAGAGUUUGAGAAGAGCAAGGUCCGAAGCGACGCACCUCCUCCCGAGAACAGACAAGACGGCGAGGAGUCGAACCCGGAGAGGUUCAGCCAGCCUGCGGGACAAGCGCGCCCUGCUGCUGUAGCUCCACCUGGUGGAGGGAGGCACUUCCAGGCGCUGUACAGCUACACGGCAGCAGAAGCGGACGAAGUCUCCCUGCAGGAGGGCGAUCUCAUCCUAGACGUGGAGCAGAUCGACGAGGGGUGGAUGUUCGGGUGCAACCGGCGCACGGGGAAGCGGGGCAUGCUCCCAGCCAACUACGUCCGACCAGUUUGAGACGAGAAACCAGCCAAAACAUCCACUUCCUGUUGUGGGGGUUGAAAUAGUCUUUUGCAAACUAAAAACGCCAAUCACUGAAGGUUUCCUGCAGUUUUGUUUGAAUUUAAUUAUUUUGUCUUUAUGAGUUAAGGGAAAAUAAAGACUGAUUCAGGAGGAAAGUCUGAAAUGGAAAAAGUUUAAUCAACGAGGAAGUGGGUGAACCGACAGCACAUUUCAUUUUCCAACAGUAGUUCAGAUAAU